Messenger RNA from Poeciliopsis prolifica (blackstripe livebearer), 2618 nucleotides. Its product is annotated as histone-lysine N-methyltransferase SETDB1-A-like. The record is from RefSeq and is a predicted model, not a curated record. Gene Ontology annotation, cellular component: nucleus. NCBI's taxonomy places the organism in Eukaryota, Metazoa, Chordata, Actinopteri, Cyprinodontiformes, Poeciliidae. The transcript is spliced from 10 exons. Gene Ontology annotation, biological process: heterochromatin organization; negative regulation of gene expression. Gene Ontology annotation, molecular function: histone H3K9 methyltransferase activity. The coding region runs from base 285 to 2207 and encodes 640 amino acids.
CAAUCUGAACAUUGAAGGCAAUGCUUUCUUUGUUUCGUCGACAACAUCCCUCGUUUGUGAUACGACAGCAAUCGACUCGCUUUGAUUGGUUGGAGAGAUUUGGGGGAUUAGCUUAAAAAAAAAAAAAAGAUAAUGCUUAAAAUUUUAGCCCAAAUUACAUUUUUUUGGAAGUUAAUAUAAUAUACACAUCACUCAUUGUGUUCCAGUUGGGAAAUUGAGGGGUCACAUCAUGAAGUUAAGGCAAGUAGGACUAUCUAUAUGCACCCAAAGUUGUUGCAGUGCGGAUGGAGAGAAAAGAAAUGGAGAUCAGCAAAGAAGAGCUCCAAUGCUGGAUCAGAGAUGAGGUUCACAAAGCCAGGGUGUGCACUGCUGGCACUCUCAUGAAAUACCAGCUGCUGCAGUCUCUACUAGAAAGACGACAAGCACAGGCAACCAGAUUUUUAAAGCUCUGUCAGUCUGUUGUGAUAUUUGAGAACACAGUGAAAGAACUGUACUCUCAGUUGGGAUGGGAGUACACCGACUUGGAUUCCGACAGUGAGAACAGUGAUGAAACCACAACCUGCAGGCGUACUUUACCAUUUGUGUUUGUUUCUUCGGGGGAUCGUAUUCGCAGACCUCCAGCUUCCAGGGACUCAACUUCACAGUCGCCAACGUCAGAACUUGAAGAAUAUCAGGAGGAAAUUGUUAUUCAGAAAAGUCCCGAUGUUGCUUUAGACAAAGAAGCUGUGGUGGUUCUGAGUAAACUUAGAAAUUCUGAGAUUUCUGCCGCUAUACCCCCUCUUUCGUCUUCCUUAGGGGGCAAUAACGAGGAAAAUUUAAGCUCUGCAGAGUUAGAUGUGCAGUGGGAACCAGACAAAAGGACGAGUGAAUUAGCCUGUUCACUCUCAGAUUUUAGUACUGGAUCCAAGAAGAAGAGAAAAAUAAAUGAAAAUGGACAAAAAGAUGAAAAGCUCAAUCUGGCUUCCAAAAGAAGCAGAAUGUCUUUGCCAAAGACCAGGAGGAGCAAGAGAUCAACUACUACCAUCAAAAAGCCCAAUUACAAGGAGUGUGAUGACUCGGAAUUGUUGAGCUUACCAUCAACUUCAGAUAGUGACGAUGAAAGCAGCAAAGAACAUGCUGCAGCAUUUCGGUCUUUCUCUACAAAACUAACGAUGUGGCUCUCCAGCAAGACAAAAAAGACACCCCAAACCAGUGCAACAGUAAUGACAGAAACGCAUGGCAAAACCACAGAGACCAGGGCUCAGCCCAGCACAACAAGCACUACGUCUGAAUCCUCCAAAAUGCCGUCAACACAGCCGUCCAAAACAUCGUCAACAACACAGCUGUCCAAAACACCGCCCUCAACAACAGAGCCGUCCAAAACGCCGGUGUCAGCAACAGAGAUGUCCAAAACGUCUCCGUCCAGAGUACAGUUGUCCAAAACAGUCAGUGCUGAGACUGUGGUCAAAACACCCACACCACCUGCAGAGACAAAAAACUCCUCUGCCAGCCAGAAGUCCCCUAAAAAAUCUGUUGCUCCUCCAAGCGACCCCAAAAGAAAAAUCGAAGUGAACAUGAACGUCCUGGCGAGAAAGCAACAUUUGUGCUGGCAGCGAGGAAAAGUUGCAGAAAUAAUAACAAAAGAAGGUGGAAAGGUGAAAUACAAGGUCACUUUUGAGGAAAAGGGUAAAAUCCUUGUGUCCGGUCACCACCUUGCCAUUGACAACAUGCCAAAGUUGGAAGAGCUCUCUAUAGGCUGUCGUGUGGUGGUCAAGAUUUCCAAUGAGAAAGUGGUGUACAAGCCCGGCAUAAUGGCCGAGCUCCCUUGCCGAAGAAAUCGCAUGAGGUUCCUGGUGUAUAUUGACGACCACACCCCCACGUAUGUUAGCUUGCUUUCAAUUUGUCCGGUGUACAGAGCAUUGGAUGACCCUUUAGAUGACAUUCCUGAUAAAAUUCACAGGGACUUCAUGAAAGACUAUCUGAGAACCUGGCCUUACCCACCGCAGACCCAGUUCAAAGUUGGACAGAUUAUAAAGGCUGAUUAUGAAGGUGUCAUGCAGAAGUGUGAGGUCACUGCUGUUGACUGCAGCUUGGUUGAGGUCAUUUUUGAGAGUGAUAAACACAAGGAGUGGAUCUACCGAGGCUCGCUACGCCUGGAACUUAUGAUCAGUAUGAGGUACAGCAUGUGGAAGAAGGAGGCUGCAGAAUCAGCAAAGAAACCUCAAUAGUCAAUGGAUCAUGAAAAUCAGCAUAUUAGGUUGAGAAGAACCAUGUCUGGGAAGGUGAACAGCAUGCUUCCUGCUGGCUCCUGGUGGAAAUACUGCAGUGGUUUUCCAAAUUCCUCUGGCAUUAUGUGACUCUGGCUGUUGCACUUAAAGCUUUUCUUGAGUCAUCUGAGAGUUUGGACCAUUGAGGAAGCUUAAUUGAUAUUGCAUACAUUUUUGAAACCACAUUCUUGAAGUGACAGCUGCAUUUAUAGAUUGGAAGAGUAUCAAUAUCCUGAAGAUUCUACCUCAUUAAAACAGCCAACGACUCGUCAUUUUUUCAAAAGACAGUUAUUUCUACUCAGUUGCAAAUGCGUUUUUAACAUACUUAUGUGGUGUGUAUUGUUAAAUAAACAUUGUCUUGCUUUUUGUCUA